AGAAUUAUGUUCGUGUUUUUUUAUUGUUCUAUGCAGUGUGAUCAUACAAAUAUAGGACAAGUUUAUCUCAUCGUAAAAUGAUGUAUUAAGUCUAAACGAAACGCAUGACCGAAAGAAACAUAACCUCGUAAAACAUGUGUGAACCUCUGAAAUGAUUCGAAUGUAUAAUUACGUUCAAAUAAAACAGUGGAACUAUGCAAUCCGAUUGUUUAGUGCUAAGGUAUCUUCUAACCUAAAAGCUCCUGUACAAGCUGAUUUAAUCGGACCGCCUGAUCCGGUUUCGAAUUUAAGGCCGAUCAUUUUUGCAAAAUCUGAGGAUGAAAGCCUGCUAGAAAAAAAAUUCAGAGAAGCCAGAGAAGACACGCAAAUUUGGAAUCAAAAUUUUUGGACGGAACAUAAUAGUACCUUCAUAGAGGAACGUAAGCAAUUUCAAGAAACUCUAAAAGCACAAGGAAAAACGUCAAUUACUGCGGAUGAUAUGUCAGUGUUUUAUAAAGAAUUUUUAGAUAAAAAUUGGCAGAUGCACUUAAAUUAUAAUAUCGCAUGGUAUAAAAGAAAUGUUAAAUUACUAUUCCUUGAGAUCAGAGUAAGAAUAUCUAAAUUAAAAUUUAGAUAAUUUACAGUAUUAAUCAUUAUCAUUAUACAUAGUAUAUUGUACAUAUUUACAAUGUGAAGUUUUAUUUGUAAGUUGUCAGAAGCAGAAUAUAUAUAUUACAAUAUAAAUAAAUACUAGUGAAUAUUUAUUCA
Messenger RNA from Bombus impatiens (common eastern bumble bee), 747 nucleotides. RefSeq names its product COA8 family protein CG14806, mitochondrial (gene Coa8). Lineage: Eukaryota; Metazoa; Arthropoda; Insecta; Hymenoptera; Apidae. The record is from RefSeq and is a predicted model, not a curated record. Bases 152 to 616 code for a protein of 154 amino acids. Gene Ontology annotation, cellular component: mitochondrion. Gene Ontology annotation, biological process: intrinsic apoptotic signaling pathway. The transcript has 3 exons.